CCCAGCACUGGUGGGUCGCCGCGCUCCAGGCGUUCCAGGUGGUCGUUGCGUACCUGUCAGCUGAGAGCAUCAUGGUUGGAGGCUUGAAGAGGAAACACUCAGAUUUGGAAGAGGAGGAGGAGGAAAAGUGGGACUGGGGUCCAGCUGGUCUUCGGAGCUACCAGCAAGCCCUGCUCCGCAUCUCCUUAGACAAAGUCCAGCGCAGCCUGGGACCCCGAGCACCCAGCCUCCGCAGGCACGUCCUCAUCCAUAACACCUUGCAGCAGCUCCAGGCCGCACUUCGCCUGGCUCCUGCACCUGCCCUGCCCCCUGAGCCCCUCUUCCUGGGUGAGGAGGAUUUCUCCCUGUCAGCCACCAUUGGCUCUAUCCUCAGGGAGCUGGAUACCUCCAUGGACCAAACUGAGCCCCCUCAGAAUCCAGUGGUUCCACUGGGCCUCCAAAAUGAAGCACUGCCUCAGCCGGAUCCAGUCUUUUUAGAAGCUCUGAGCUCUAGGUACCUGGGAGACUCUGGCCUGGAUGACUUCUUUAUGGACAUUGAUACAUCUGCAGUGGAAAAGGAACCUGCACUGGCCCCACCAGAGCCUCCUCACAACCUCUUCUGUGCCCCAGGGUCCUGGGAAUGGAAUGAACUAGAUCACAUCAUGGAAAUCAUUCUGGGGUCCUAAAACUUUGACAGGGGAUCCUUCUUGAUUAAUCCUUGGUGGCCUGGAUCCCUGGAUGCAACUCUGUGUGUGUUCUGGUGGGGGACUAAGCAGUGACUAUGGCCUCCUUUCCAAUUUCAGGGUUCCACAAACUGUCUUGCAUGUGUGUGUGUCUGGUUAUCCCAGCCUUCUGUGAAGGUGGGUCUUCCUGAAUUAAUUUAUCUGUUCCAAAUGCCUUAAUGAGACUCUUUCUGGGAGUCUGAUUUCUCACUUAGACAUUUCUUUGACUUUUCCCUCCAGUUCCCACUCUCCUUGUGACCACUGGGGCCUCAGGGAAGAAAAAGCUGGGCCUGUCAAAGGAUGACAGGGAUGUGCCACCAAGUUGCUAUGGAAACCCAGGCUCUGCCUCUUGCACCUUGAGGGAGUGGGAGGCGCUGGUUUCUUCUCCUCAGGCUGAACCCCUUGGCAGGACCCCAGUCCCAGCAGCCUCCUGAUUCAAAACCAGGCCGGACCACGUGCAAUAGGGUGGAAACCAAACUGCUACAUGCCACGUUACUUAAAAGAAAGGCGGGGUUUGUGGUGGCCUUUCUUUCUUUUUUUUUUUGAUUGUUUGUAAUUUUUUUUUAAUAAAAGUAUUUUGGAAG
Messenger RNA from Galeopterus variegatus (Sunda flying lemur), 1285 nucleotides. RefSeq names its product SERTA domain containing 3 (gene SERTAD3). Gene Ontology annotation, biological process: positive regulation of DNA-templated transcription. The transcript has 2 exons. The coding region runs from base 72 to 665 and encodes 197 amino acids. The record is from RefSeq and is a predicted model, not a curated record. Gene Ontology annotation, cellular component: nucleus. Lineage: Eukaryota; Metazoa; Chordata; Mammalia; Dermoptera; Cynocephalidae.